AUGUUGGCUAACCUGUUUGUUUUCGAGAAUUGUUCUAGAUCUUUUGGAACUAUACUCUUUUUAAAAUACGAUAUAAUUAAACGUGGAAAAUUAACUCUCAAAGGAGUCAAAGAGAGCCGAAAAAGAAAGCAUAAAUCACAUAAAAAAAAAUCCAGCACUGUCGCUGUUGAAAAAGAUGAAGAUGCUAUUAAACAUGGAGGGUGGUGGUCAGUUAAAAAAUUAGAAGAUAUAACUGGACCCGUGUGUAUUGAAUUCUCAGAUCAGACAUAUGUAAAAGCAUUAGACAAUGGUCUUUUCACUCUUGGUGCACCACAUAAUGAGGGUGAAGGACCAGCUCCAGAAGAAAUUUUAACUGCAUUUAUUAUCAACGAAAGAAAAGUUUCAUUCAAAUCGGGAUAUGGAAAAUACAUAAGUGUAGAUAAAAAUGAUUUAGUAAUCGGCAGAUCAGAUGCUGUCGGUCUUUUAGAACAAUGGGAACCUGUUUUUCAGGAUGGAAAACUUGCUCUUUUAGCCAGUAACGAUUGUUUUAUGUCAGCCGAUAUUAGUGAUGAUAGUAUAGUUGCAAAAAAUAAAAAAGCUGGUGAAAGUGAAUUUUUAAAAAUAAGGACUUCUCUCAUAACUGAAAAAGAUCCCGAUGCAGAUGUUCCAGUCGAAGAAAGAGGAAAUUUAACACAAGUAGAAGAAAAUUUUGUAAGAAAAUUUCAAAAAUUUCAGGAUAAAAAAUUAAAAAUAUGUAAAGAAGAUAAAAAUGCACUCAAAAAAGCAAAAGACGAUGGUAAUUUUCAUGAAGCUCUUUUGGAUAGACGAAUGAAUAAUUUAAUUAUAUUAAAUCAAUCAAUCAAUCAGAAUUAUUUAUAA
Molecule: messenger RNA, 858 nt
Organism: Pediculus humanus corporis (human body louse)
Lineage: Eukaryota; Metazoa; Arthropoda; Insecta; Psocodea; Pediculidae
Exons: 6
Coding region: 1-858 (285 amino acids)
Cellular component (GO): nucleolus; catalytic step 2 spliceosome; striated muscle dense body
Molecular function (GO): actin filament binding
Source: RefSeq, a predicted model, not a curated record